UCUGUCAUUGUCAAUGCCAUAAGCGGUAUGGCAGAUGGCACAUUGUUAUUUGCAAUUGCUAUGUCUGAAUUGUGAAUUUAUGUAAUUAAUUUUAAUUAAUUAUUUCAUUAAAACAUCUUGCUAUUACAGUACAAAGUUUAACCCAAGUGUAACCUUGCAUAAAAACAGUGUACUACAGUGUAAAAGUCCUUGAAUUUGACAUUAACCUUUUAAAAAAAGCAAUAUGAUUCGUUCAAGUUUACAAUUUGUAUAAUAAGUGUAGAAUUAUUUUAAAUUACGACUCGUUUGUCGUUUUGUAAUAAUAAUUAAGGUUAUAGAGAAGCAGAGCUGUGAAUACCAACCAAAAACCUACAAUCAAAAUGCUAAACAAUAGUAUUAGAAUGUACAAAGUAACACAAAUACAAACGUUACUACGUAGAACUUUAUCGUUAAACGCAAAACGGAAACUCAGUAUCCCACGGACUUAUUCAUGUAUUUGCGGACAAGUAUAUUUAAAGAACCCACCAAUAUUAGAAAAUACUCGAGUACAUUCAACGCAAAGCGAUCAGCAUAGACAAAAAGUUGUCAUAGAGACCACUACGCCUAAAAUUGUCUAUGAAAAGUUGGAAGAAAAGGUUUUACCCGACCAUAGACAUAUAGAGGUCAGUCCUGGCUUUUGGAAGGAGAAGGUUGAUCCUUAUUUGAAAUUGGCAAGAUGGGAUAAACCUAUUGGAAUCUACCUCCUAUACUGGCCGUGUGCGUGGUCGAUAGCCAUGGCUUCAGUCCCCGGGACGGUUCCUCUGCAGACCUCGUUGGAGACAGCUGCCCUGUUCCUGGUGGGAGCCGGGUUGAUGCGGGGCGCGGGCUGCACCAUUAAUGAUAUGUGGGACCGAGAUGUUGAUGCCAAGGUAGAACGAACGAAGUCCCGCCCCCUAGUGACGGGCGCGGUAUCAGAGACGCAGGCAGUAGUGUUCCUGGCGGCGCAGCUCAGCCUCGCGCUGGCUGUACUGCUGCAGCUCAACUGUUACAGCAUCGUGCUCGGAGCUAGCAGUAUGCUCCUAGUAGUAACAUAUCCUUUAGCGAAACGCUACACGAACUACCCUCAAAUAUUCCUCGGCGCCACUUUCAACUGGGGAGCACUGCUAGGAUACAGCGCUAUACAGGGGGACCUAAACCUGGCUAUAUGUGGGCCCCUGUACAUAGGGGCGUUGGCGUGGACCGUCGUAUAUGAUACUAUUUAUGCUCAUCAGGACAAAGAAGACGACAUGAAAGUAGGGGUAAAGUCUACAGCGCUAACAUUCGGCGCCAACACCCGGCCGGCGCUGGCCGCGUGCCUGGCAGUGAGCGCGCUGUGUCUCAGUACCGCGGGGCAGGCCGCCGAGCUCGGCACGCCGUAUCAGGUGGCGGUCAUGGCUUAUGUGGCGCAUGCUGCUAGACAGAUAUACACGCUAGACAUGGAGAACCCAGAAGAUUGUGCUUCAAAGUUCAAAUCCAAUGCAUCAGUUGGUGCCAUCAUACUCGCAGGUAUACUAGCGGGAGGCUACAAGAAAUACAUGAAAAAUGUCGCCGAAGGUAAAAACAUACAGGACACUGCAAAAAGCUGUUUGUUCAGCUAAAAAUCCCGAGUGGUACUUUUAGUACCACUUUAGAUUUGAGUGCUAGAAUAAUAGAAAAUGUUAAUAGUGUAAAAAUA
Spodoptera frugiperda (fall armyworm) is the source of this 1672-nucleotide messenger RNA. RefSeq names its product 4-hydroxybenzoate polyprenyltransferase, mitochondrial (gene Coq2). Lineage: Eukaryota; Metazoa; Arthropoda; Insecta; Lepidoptera; Noctuidae. Gene Ontology annotation, cellular component: mitochondrial inner membrane. Gene Ontology annotation, biological process: ubiquinone biosynthetic process. Bases 360 to 1595 code for a protein of 411 amino acids. The transcript is spliced from 8 exons. The record is from RefSeq and is a predicted model, not a curated record.